This is a messenger RNA of Angiostrongylus costaricensis, 1014 nucleotides long. The record is from the annotation of a GenBank genome assembly. NCBI's taxonomy places the organism in Eukaryota, Metazoa, Nematoda, Chromadorea, Rhabditida, Metastrongylidae.
AUGUCACUGUUAAAGAUGAUUUUCGAAUUGCUGGCGAUUUACGGAUCGAUUCUGCUUGGGUGCGUUAUAUCAACUACUUGUCUGAUACUCUCGGGGAAAAAUUGGGGUGCACUUCCUCACUACUACUUAAAAUCUGUUGCGUGGAUUCAGACAUUCUAUCCGGACGUCUAUCCGGAUUCCGAUGUGCCAUGGCCAGCUAUUAUCAAAAGGAACACGAAAAAUGCCUUGAAAAAGAGUAAAUCGAGAAGCUCUGUUCAUUUCCCGUUUCUCAUUUCUCCUAGAAGUCAUCUGGAGAUCUCAGUUGACGCAGCACAGUCUGGGAUUGAAGCGAUUGUUCAAGAUAGUUUGAGCACUUCGUUCGAGGGUGCACCCUGCUAUGUCCAAACAUUGCUUAGAUCUUCUGCGCUUUCUUGCUGGUCGAAUUCACAGGCAUCCAUCUUCUAUUCCACGUUUGUUUUCAGAUGGGGUUUCCUCUUUCCGAUUCGUCUGGGCCUUCUGCUUACAUCAUUCGCAUUUCUCAUUGUCGCUGGACUUGUUACUCGCAACAAGAAUGUGAGUGAUGAGGAAAAGACAUGGUUUGGAAUCAUAUACUCCCGGCUCUUUCUCAGCGGAAUGGGCAUUGUUGUCACCUAUGAUAACAUCCAUUUUAGGCCAAAAGAAGCAGGAGUAGCAGUUUCAAACCACAUGAGCCCAAAUGACGUUCAAGCGUUGUUUGCUGGUACGCCACUCGGAUCAUCCUAUGGAUUUAUCGUUACAGGGCAAAAACAUUCGGGAAUUAUAGGCUCGAUUGAGGCUGCAGCAGAUCGUAUUUGUCCAACGAUUUGGGUAGAUAGGAAAAGUGAUGAAGGUCGUCGAGAAUUUUUCGAAGAAAUCAUGAAGAACUGUAAGCAAACGUGUGGAGCCCCGAUUCUUCUGUUUCCUGAGGGCUAUUGCUCCAACAACACCCAAGUGUUGCAAUUCAGAAGAGCGAUUUUCAAAGAAGGAAUAACGAUUUAUCCUAUUGCCAUCAAGUAA